CUUCCGGUUCGCCAGGCUCUUCCGGGUGAGGGUCCUGCAGCCUGUGAAUUCGUGGUCCCGCCGUGACUUGGACUUGGUGCGAACUGGAGGCGAAGCGGGUGCACCCACAGCCUAUAGGAAGGGUUGGCGGCGAGCUCCGAGCACUCGGGCGUAGGAGGGAACGGUGGGGCCGGGUGGAGCUGGCCUCGGGUCUGCGGAGGGUGGACUCGCGCUCUCCCUGUCUUUGGAGGGAGGGUUUCCUGUGGUCGGGAGGCGAGGCAGCCAGGGCAGGAUUGGGCUCCUGACCUGCAGGCCACGGGGCGGGCUCUCUCUAGGGCCUUGAUUUGCCCGAAAAGGCGCUUGGUGAAGGUGAAAGGUUUACGCAUCCAAGUAGCUAGAGCCUCUUUCCAGAACUUCUGCUGAUGCACUUAGUCCUGCAGCCAUUGAUUACUAUAGCUCAGCAAAGUUCAGUUCAACUUUCGGAAGAAGGAUGUGAGCUGGAAUGGGCAGGGUCCAGAUUUGACAGGAAAAGACACUUCACUGGAGGUAUCUGUGAGAGUCCUGGGUUUGAGGGAAGGCGUACUGGUUAUGAAUAAGGAAAUGAUCGCUUCAUCACUUCCUAAACACAUACAUGUCAUUCCCUACCAUCUCCACCCUCUGUUUAUUCCGAGCUGCACCAACCAUGUUCAUCACCUCACCUGGGAUUUACUGAGUUUACCCCUUGCAGAGCUACACAAUAGUGGUAAAGGAAAGACUAAAAACCAAUUUAUCUUAUAUUAAAAUUACGACUUAGUAAAUAUUUUAUUCAGUAAUGCAGUUUGCUACUGACAGAGCCAAUAACUGAAUUCUGGUCCUUUGAGUACCAGGUCAGGGCUUUUGUCAUCUACCACAUUUAAGUUACCUACCACAAGAAGUUUCUUAGUAAAAGGUCCUCUUGUGAAACUGCAGCUAAGGGAGACCAAACUGUCAAAAAGACAAACACCUUAAAGCACUUUCAUUCAUUCUCUCUGGAUUCUGUCAUCUCAAGUGGCUAAACACAUUAGUAGGAAAACAGCUCUGCUUUCAACACUCUUGGCCCUUUCUCAAGAGAACCUGAAAAUGAAAAAAUUUCAGAGACCAGUUUCAUUCCAGGACCUGACUGUGAACUUCACCCAAGAGGAAUGGCAGCAACUGGACCCUGCUCAGAGGCUCCUGUACAGGGAUGUGAUGCUGGAGAACUACAGCAACUUGGUCUCCGUGGGGUAUCAUGUUAGCAAACCAGAUGUGAUUUUCAAAUUGGAGCAAGGAGAAGAACCAUGGAUAAUGGAGAAAUUCUCAAAUCAGAACUACCCAGAAGUCGAUGAUGCCUUAGAGAAGAGCAAGGAAAUCCAAGAUAAACAUUUGAUACAAACUGUAUUCUUCAGCAACAAAACACUGAUUACAGAAAGAGAGAAUGUAUUUGGGAAAACACUUAAUCUGGGCAUGAAUAGUGUUCCCUUAAGAAAAAUGCCCUAUAAAUGUAAUCCAGGAGGAAACAGUUUGAAAACUAAUUCAGAAGUAAUUGUUGCAAAGAAAAGCAAAGAAAACAGAAAGAUUCCUGAUGAAUACAGUGGAUUUGGGAAGCAUGAAAAAAGUCAUUCGGGAAUGAAAAAAUACAGAUACAAUCCAAUGAGGAAAGCCAGCAAUCAAAACGGAAAUCUUAUUCUGCACCAGAACAUUCAGAUUUUGAAACAACCUUUUGACUAUAAUAAAUGUAGGAAAACCUUCUUCAAGAGGGCAAUUCUCAUUACACAAAAGGGGAGACAGACUGAAAGGAAACCAAAUGAAUGUAAUGAAUGUAGGAAAACCUUUUCUAAGAGAUCUACCCUCGUUGUACAUCAGAGAAUUCAUACAGGGGAGAAACCAUAUGUUUGUAAUGAUUGUAGAAAAACUUUUCGUGUGAAGACAAGCCUCACUCGACACCAAAGAAUUCACACUGGAGAGAGACCCUAUGAAUGCAGUGAAUGCCGGAAAACCUUCAUUGACAAAUCUGCCCUCAUUGUACACCAGAAAAUUCAUGGAGGGGAGAAAUCCUAUGAGUGUAAUGAAUGUGGAAAGACCUUUUUUCGGAAGUCAGCCCUGGCUGAACAUUUCAGGUCACACACAGGGGAGAAGCCUUAUGAAUGCAAGGAAUGUGGAAAUGCCUUCAGCAAGAAAUCAUAUCUUGUUGUACAUCAAAGAACUCACAGAGGAGAGAAGCCAAAUGAAUGUAAGGAAUGUGGGAAAACCUUCUUCUGUCAGUCAGCCCUUACUGCGCAUCAGAGAAUUCACACAGGAGAAAAACCCUAUGAAUGUAGUGAAUGUGAGAAAACCUUCUUUUGUCAAUCUGCCCUCAAUGUGCAUCGAAGAAGUCAUACAGGAGAGAAGCCCUAUGAAUGCAGUCAAUGUGGAAAAUUUUUAUGUACGAAAUCAGCCCUCAUUGCACAUCAGAUAACUCAUAGAGGAAAGAAGUCUUAUGAAUGUAAUGAAUGUGGGAAAUUUUUCUGCCGUAAGUCAACACUCACUAUCCAUCAGAGAACACACACAGGAGAGAAACAUGGUGUGUUUAAUAAAUGUGGUAGAAUAUCCAUUGUGAAGUCAAACUGCAGUCAGUGUAAGAGAAUGAACACAAAUGAGAAUCUUUAUGAGUGUAGUGAACAUGGGCAUGCCAUCAGCAAAAACUCACACCUCAUUGUACAUCAGAGAACUAUAUGGGAGAGACCAUAUGAAUGCAAUGAAUGUGGGAGAACCUACUGCAGGAAGUCAGCCCUGACUCACCAUCAGAGAACACACACAGGAGAGAGACCCUAUGAGUGUAAUGAAUGUGGGAAAACCUUCUGUCAGAAGUUCUCCUUUGUUGAACAUCAGCGAACUCACACUGGGGAGAAACCAUAUGAAUGUAAUGAAUGUGGGAAAUCCUUCUGCCAUAAGUCAGCCUUCAGAGUCCAUAGAAGAAUUCACACAGGAGAGAAACCAUAUGAAUGUAAUCAAUGUGGGAAAACCUACCGUCGCCUGUGGACUCUCACUGAACAUCAGAAAAUACACACAGGAGAGAAACCUUAUGAAUGUAACAAAUGUGAGAAAACAUUUCGCCACAAAUCAAACUUUCUUUUACAUCAGAAAUCCCACAAGGAAUAAGUUCCAACAAAGUAAUAAAUUCCAACAAAGCAACAAAUCAAAUAACUUACACAAUGCUAAACUGUGAGUAUGUAUAGAGGAGUAAAAUCUUAUAAAUGUAAUGAAUAUGGAAAAUGUUUCUGCCAUAAGUCAACCCUCAAUGUAACAUCAGAGAAAUCAUGUAGGAAAGAAAUAAUUUGUUUAAUAAAUGUAUUAUUCAUUGUGAAAAAUGAAAAUAUUCAGCAGCAAUUCAAAGGUUAUACCAAAUGUGCCUCCCUUUUAAAAUAAUGAAACAAACAUUGUUUAAGUUAAGUUGUUACUUGGUUCCUCCCCACAGUGUUACUUGAUAGUGUAUGUAGUGUAUGAUAGUGUAUGACCAUUAUUUCAAAUCAAUACCAUUGUUCGAUAGUUGAGUAAUUUACAGUUUCUCAAUUUAUGGUGUAUUUUCAGAUUUGGCAGAUUUUCUGUUGUCUGCUAACUCCAUAGUCUUCUAGUAGCAGACUAUAUGACUUUAUCUGCAAAGGUGACAACUCAGGAGAACUAACCAUUGUACUCUAUGCACCCAUGGUAGUUAUACCCCAGGUGAGCAUUUUGUAAAGCUGAGCCAAUGAAAGCCCUUCCUAAGACCUUUCUAAUGGAAGUUAGGCACAGGAUAACUAGUUCAUGAUCCUGAAGCUUUCAGCCAAGUCAAGAAAACAGCAAUUGCAGUAGGAAAAACAUGGGAAAAUAAGCAUUUUUGAACAACAAAGAGAAUUUGGAUGAUGGUUGAAUCCAAAAAGUGUUUAUUUCUCUGGUUUUAGUAUUCUCUAAUAUCCACUCAACCCCAUCUACCAGUGGUUUGAUUUUGUCAAUUAGUAUGUUUUCAAAAAUCUCUUGGAUUUCCUAAUCAACAUUAGAGGUAUUCUUUAGAAGUCACUGAUCAAAUUCUGAGAACAAAAGGCCUCUGGGAUGCUGAUUAGGAUUACAUUGUAUGGAUAUAUGGGAUGAGGUAGGAUUGCCACUUUUAUGGGGUUAUUGGGAAAUGUUUACCUUUCAAGUCCUGAUUUCCAUGAGUGGGAUUUUCCCUAUACCUGUUCCUAGCCUCUCUGCCACAUUAUGCAUUCUGCCCCAGGGAUGAGGAAGUAGGCUUAUCUAGUUGGUAAGAUAGUGAUGGGUAACUGGGUUUGCUCACCUGAACUCCCUCUUCAUUGUGGGCUGACCUGCAAGUACAAUUUCUUGUCACAGUUAUUGCCUGUGAUUGGUAAAUUGGUCUAAUUCUGUCAUUCAGCUAAUUGGCCCAUUAGCUGAAUGGUCACACUAAGUUGCAUCCUCCAACUCAAUUUGAUCAGUAAUAAAAGUUUCAUCCUGCC
Molecule: messenger RNA, 4442 nt
Organism: Nomascus leucogenys (northern white-cheeked gibbon)
Lineage: Eukaryota; Metazoa; Chordata; Mammalia; Primates; Hylobatidae
Gene: ZNF334
Product: zinc finger protein 334
Biological process (GO): regulation of transcription by RNA polymerase II
Cellular component (GO): nucleus
Molecular function (GO): DNA-binding transcription factor activity, RNA polymerase II-specific; RNA polymerase II cis-regulatory region sequence-specific DNA binding
Source: RefSeq, a predicted model, not a curated record